AUGAACACAGUACCAAAAGAGGCGGUUCCGCAGGAGUGGCUCGUCGAGAAUCAGGUCGUUGAUCCAGAAAUGGCAACCUCAUACCUGACGGAGUCACUGGCAGGACCAACAAGUGCACGAGGAUCAUCAUACUCAUACUCCUACGAAUCACACUACGAUAACCCACCGGAGGAGGAAUACGAACACUUUACGAAUGAUGAUGGCGUACAUCAGAUGCAGAAAGUCACCCGAGUCACAAAAGUCACAACAACCCGAUCCGUCCGUCAAGUUCCCGUGCAAUCCCCCUACUCGAACAUCGACUUCGAUUCCUCUGGACUUCCCACUCCAUCUCCAGUUAUUGAUAGAGAUCCGAGUUUAGAAAUGAUGGCUAGAAUGGGAAAUGGAACAUCCGGAGGACAUGAUUCAGAGGAUCGAGCAGCUCCACCACCGGCACCUCAUGGCAGGUUUUUGCAUGAAGACAGCGGAAUCCCAUCAGCUCCUGGUGUCCCGGAUGUCGUCGACGCUGGUAUCGGAGAGGUUACUGUAGUUUGGAGUGCACCACUUCAAAAGAAUGGAGGAGAGAUUCGAGGAUAUCAACUUCAGAUGAGAGAGUUACCAGAUGGAGAAUGGGAAGAUAUGGGUGUGGAUCAAUUGAUUAAGGACACCAGUUGUAGAGUAACAAAUCUGACAUCACACGAAGUGCAAUUCCGAGUAUCGGCCUACGGAAGAACCGGCUUCGGACCCACAUCCAAUCCGUCACUACCCGUCAAAAUUCCGAUCAGUGAGAACGAUUUGGCCACGUCUGCCGGCGCGCCACUGGCUCCUGGCAGACCAUCGGUCAUCGCCGUCGACGGACAAGGUGUCCUUCUCGAGUGGACCGCUCCAGUCGCCGACGUUCACUCCUCCCCUCCCCAAGGAUACCAAGUCGAGUACCGUGUCUACGGAAGUCGUGAUUGGAUGAUAGCCAACGAGCAACUCGUCCAAGACACAAUGUUCACCGUCGAAUCCCUUCGUCCCAACGGAGUUUACGAGUUUCGAGUGCGCGGGAAGAAUCAGGAUGGGCUAGGACACCCGAGUCUAUCCUCCGGAGGUGUCGCUAUCCGUCCAGCAGCGCCGCAGAGAAAUGUGCCAACUAGAAAAGUGUCGGAGAGUGUGAACCCACCGGGACAGCCAUCAAUGGUGGAGGCUGGAGAUGAUUGGGUGAAGUUGGAAUGGGCGCCAAGUGCAGAGAAUGCGGGGUAUAUUGUGGAGUACAGAGAGGUCGGAGACCCAACAUGGCAUACCGCCAACUAUGACCCAAUUGUGCAGAAUGGGAUACAAGUGGAAGGACUGCGUCGCAACUCGACCUACGAAUUCUGUGUGAUCUCCGUCAUCGACGCGGUCUCCUCACACCCAUCGGAAACUUCCGACGUCAUUAAUCUCCGCCCGCAGGGUCGCGCAUCCUCCCUUCGCGUCGUUCCAGAAAUGACCGAAGCUCCAGAAUUCUUGGACAUCGAUGGAGACAAGAUUACGAUUUGUUGGUUGCCUGCUCACAGUCAGCUACCGGUUAUGGGGUAUGACGUGGAAUUCCGAGACCUACAACAAGACGAUCGCUGGUACAAAGUGAAUGAUCAACCGGUGUUCGCGUGUAAAAUGACAGUGGGUGACCUAAUUCUGGAUCACGAUUACCAGUUCCGAGUGUUGGCUCACAAUGCGUCCGGAUGCUCCCAACCGAGUCCACCGUCACAGUUUGUGCACAUUGAGCCGUCCACAAACCGCCUCUCCUCCCACACCUUGGACUCGCCGAAUCUUGGACACAACGAUAUUGUUAAGUACGUGGAGGCUAACCGUUUCGGUGCAGUACCGUUGCUUCAAGAGGAAAUGGUUCGAGAGUCGCCACCACUUCCGGAACGAGAUGAUUCACCGCCGCCGUUGAGACGGGCGAAUAAUAAUGUCCAAUGGCGCGAUCCAUCUCUCAAAGAAGUCAUCGAGUACCUCUCCUCCCAAGACAAGGACAAACAACUAAAUGCAUCCGGUUACCUUCAACAUCUCACCUACAGUGACAACCUCAUCAAAGAAGAGACUCGAGAACUCGGUGGGAUCCCGAAACUUAUUGCUCUCCUCCGAUCAGACACCCCGAGAAUCCAGAAGAAUGCCUGUGCCUGCUUGAAGAAUCUCAGCUACGGAAAGGAGAAUGAUGCGAACAAGUUGGCAGUGAUGGAAGGGGAUGGUGUACGUCUUCUGGCUGAAGUCUUGAGAACAACUCAUGAUGCAUCGGUCAAGGAGGAGGCAACAGCAGCUCUUUGGAACCUGAGCUCGGCGGAUAUGUUGAAACCAGUCAUCCUUGAAUCCGCUACGGAGAUACUAAGCCAACAGGUUAUCGCUCCAAUCUUCACUCAAAACGGGUCAGGGACCGCUGUCGACCCAUCCCGCCACUUUGGAUCCACCCUAUUCAAAAAUUCUACUGGAAUCCUUCGAAAUGUGUCAGCAGCAUCGCAAACCGCUAGACGACGCCUUCGAGAUGUGCCGAAUCUCAUCGAAGCUCUGGUUCAUUUCCUGACUCAUUCCAUACAAAGGACUCAGGUGGAUACACCGACGGUGGAGAAUGCGGUGUGCUUGCUGAGGAAUUUAAGUUAUAGAAUUCAAGAAGUGGUUGACCCGAACUAUGAUCCAGCAGCCGCCCAUAUCAACUCGAAGAAUAUGAAACAUGCGGCAUCACCAAAGCCUAAAAAGAAGGAAAAAGAAAAGAAAAAGGAUAAGGACUCCAAAAAAAACCCGAAGAACAUCGCAACGGGACCAUCCGUACUCUGGCAGCCACAUGUCGUAAAACUCUACCUGAAACUUCUCCAAGAUAGCUCUAAUAUUGAGACACUUGAAGCGUCGGCUGGUGCUAUCCAAAACUUGGCCGCGUGCCAAUUCCCACCAUCUGCCGAGGUUCGUGCGGCGGUUCGUGUUGAGAAGGGCCUUCCGGUACUGGUAGAGUUGAUCAGACUUCCCGAAGACUUUGUGGUGUGCGCAGUGGCGACGGCGUUGAGGAAUUUGGCGAUUGAUCCAAGGAAUCGAGAGCUUAUUGGAAAAUACGCUCUCCGUGAAUUCCUCGACAAGCUUCCGGAGGCUGGCUCCCCACGUCGCAGCAACGUGUCCGAUCAGACCAUCGGAGCAGUCUUGGGAAUUCUAUUCGAGAUUGUCAGGAGCUCGGCGGCCUACACGAAAGAUGUUCAUGAGUUGAAAGGCACCGACAAACUGCGAGCACUCUCCCGCUCGUAUCCAACAUAUUCUCAUCGAGUGUGCAAGUAUGCCAGUCAGGUACUGUAUGUGAUGUGGCAGCACAAGGAGCUUCACGAUGGAUUCAAGAGGAGUGGACUCAAGGAGGCGGACUUCUAUUCGGGAACUGCAAGGAGAGGCGACUCGUCUACCCUUGCGCGUCCCAUCUCCUCGCAAGGCCGUGAACGUCCAUCAAUGCACAAUCUCGACGAGACCCUUUCAUCUGGCGGUGGCUACGGUACCAUGGAUCAUCGUCACCCGCCAAACUCGAACCGCCCAGCCAGUGCCACGUCACAAACCAUCCAACGAAGAUACGACCAGGUGCCGAGUGGACCCGUCUACGCAUCUGUAAACAAGCAAUCGCCACGUGGCAAUGUGGAUGAUAGCUGGGUAUAG
Messenger RNA from Caenorhabditis remanei, 3618 nucleotides. RefSeq lists its product as uncharacterized. Gene Ontology annotation, biological process: cell-cell junction assembly; cell-cell adhesion. Gene Ontology annotation, cellular component: plasma membrane; nucleus; adherens junction. Bases 1 to 3618 code for a protein of 1205 amino acids. The record is from RefSeq and is a predicted model, not a curated record. Lineage: Eukaryota; Metazoa; Nematoda; Chromadorea; Rhabditida; Rhabditidae. Gene Ontology annotation, molecular function: cadherin binding. The transcript has 13 exons.